Molecule: messenger RNA, 858 nt
Organism: Puma concolor (puma)
Lineage: Eukaryota; Metazoa; Chordata; Mammalia; Carnivora; Felidae
Source: RefSeq, a predicted model, not a curated record
GUGCUGGCCAUGCCUGUGCCCACAGAGGGCGCCCCUCCGCCCCUGAGUGGCACCCCCGUUCCAGUCCCAGCCUACUUCCGCCACGCAGAACCUGGCUUCUCCCUCAAGAGGCCUGGAGGGCUCAGUCGGAGCCUCCCGCCCCGGCCCCCUGCCAAGGGCAGCGUCCCCAUCAGCCGCCUCUUCCCUCCUCGGACCCCGGGCUGGCACCAGCCCCAGCCCCGGAGGGUGACAUUCCAAGGCAAAGCCUCUGAGACCCUUCAGAGCCCCUCCUAUGACCCGAGCCGGCCAGAGUCCUUCUUCCAACAGAGUUUCCAGAGGCUUGGCCGCUUGGGCCACGGCUCCUAUGGAGAGGUCUUCAAGGUGCGCUCUAAGGAAGACGGCCGGCUCUAUGCAGUGAAGCGCUCCAUGUCGCCCUUCCGGGGCCCUAAGGACCGGGCCCGCAAGCUGGCCGAGGUCGGCGGCCACGAGAAGGUGGGGCAACACCCGCGCUGUGUGCGGCUGGAGCAAGCCUGGGAGGAGGGCGGCAUCCUGUACCUGCAGACGGAGCUGUGUGGGCCCAGCCUGCAACAGCACUGCGAGGCCUGGGGCACCGGCCUGCCCGAGGCCCAGGUCUGGGGCUACCUGCGGGAUACCCUGCUUGCCCUGGCUCACCUGCACGGCCAAGGCCUGGUCCACCUUGACGUCAAGCCCGCCAACAUCUUCCUGGGGCCCCGGGGCCGCUGCAAGCUGGGUGACUUUGGGCUGCUGGUAGAGCUGGGCGCAUCUGGAACUGGUGAGGCCCAGGAGGGAGACCCCCGCUACAUGGCCCCUGAGCUGCUACGGGGCUCCUAUGGGACAGCGGCGGACGUGUUCAGGUGA